AUGAUGAAUAAUUUUAUUGAAAAAUUAACUUUAAAUGAAUCAAAUAAUUCUAAUAAUAUUACUAAUAAUAGUAAUAGCUCUACAAAUAAUACAAGUAAUAAUACUAUUGGUGGUAAUAGUAGUAAUUAUUUUAAUAAUACAACAAACACACCUCAGGAAAUUAUUAAUACAUCAAGAAGGAAAAUUAAAAAUAAUAGUGGUGGAGGUCAAAUAAUUAAUUCUAAAAUUAAUGAUGAAAAUAAGAAAAAGAGAAAUAUUUCAAAUACUACAAAUACUACAAAUACUAGUAAUAAUAAUUCAAAUAUUAAUGAAAGUAAUACAAGUAAUGAAAAAGAUUUAAUUCCUUCCAAUAAUGAACAAGUAAUAGAAUUAAAUAAUGAAACUCAUUCAUCUAUCAAUAAUAUAAUAAUUAAUAAUAGUAAUAGUAGUCUCUCUACUAUAAGUAAUCAUAGUGAUAUUAUUACACCAAAUACUUCUUUAAUUAAUGAUUCUAAUCAGAUAUCUAAUAAUUCUACUAAUAUUAGUAAUACAAAUAGUAGUAAUAAUACUAAUAAUGAAAAAUCAACAGCAACAGCAACAGCAACGAAUAUAAUUAAUUUAAAAAAACAACCAACAACAAAUCAACAAACACCACAAUUUCUUAAAGCAAUGGAAGAAAGAGUUAAUGAAAGAAAAGAACGUUGGAAACAAUUACAAGAUAAAUAUAAAUUACAAGAAGAAGAAAAAGAAGUAAGUUGUUUUAUUAUUUAA
Naegleria gruberi is the source of this 750-nucleotide messenger RNA. RefSeq lists its product as uncharacterized. The record is from RefSeq and is a predicted model, not a curated record. The coding region runs from base 1 to 750 and encodes 249 amino acids. The transcript has a single exon. NCBI's taxonomy places the organism in Eukaryota, Heterolobosea, Eutetramitea, Acrasida, Naegleriidae.